CACUACUGGGUGCACAAAUCGCAAUCGCACUCGAAACAGAACACUUCAUCUCACUGCAAUCAAACCCUAGACCAAACAAAAAUGGGUGAACUCAAAAACCAUGAAGAUAACCCUAACCCUGAAGACGACGACACCAACAACCACCUCCCUAAAAAACCCAAACCAUCCUUCAUAACCCAACACGAAGUCCACCACGAAUUCGCCCACCACGAGCCCACCGUCGCCCGCAUAAACAACGGCAGCUUCGGCAGCUGUCCAGCCUCCAUAAUCGCCGCUCAACAACACUGGCAGCUCAAAUUCCUCCAACAACCAGACGAUUUCUUCUUUAACACGCUUCCUUCUCAAAUCCUCCGUUCUCGAACCCUAAUUAAAGACCUAAUUAACGCCGACGACGUCACCGAAGUCUCCAUCGUCGACAACGCCACCACCGCCGCCGCCAUCGUCCUCCAGCACGUCGGCUGGGCCUUCGCCGAAGGCCGGUUCAACAAAGGCGACGCUGUUGUUAUGCUUCAUUGUGCGUUUCAAGCUGUCAAGAAAUCCAUCGAGGCUUACGUCACUCGCGCCGGUGGUGACGUCAUCGUGGUACAUUUACCUUUUCCUGUUAAUAGUAAUGAAGAGAUUAUUGCUCAGUUUAGGUUAGGGUUAGCGAAAGGGAAGUUGAACGGUAGGAAAGUUAGGUUAGCGAUUAUUGAUCAUAUAACAUCGAUGCCGUCAGUUAUCAUUCCGGUUAAGGAGUUGGUGAGGAUUUGCAGGGAGGAAGGUGUGAGUCAGGUGUUUGUGGAUGCGGCGCACGCUGUUGGGAGUGUGCCCGUGGAUGUGAAGGAGAUCGGUGCGGAUUUUUAUGUUAGUAAUUUGCACAAGUGGUUCUUUUGUCCGCCGUCUGUCGCGGUGUUGUACUGUCGGAAAUCGUCGUUGUCAUCGGAUUUACACCAUCCGGUUGUGUCACAUGAGUACGGAAACGGAUUAGCGAUAGAGAGCGCGUGGAUUGGGACGCGUGAUUACAGUUCGCAGCUGCUUGUUCCGGAGGUUGUCGAUUUUGUCAACAGGUUUGAAGGUGGGAUUCGUGGGAUUAUGGCGAGGAAUCACGAUGCGGUAGUGGAAAUGGGAAUGAUGCUUGCGAAAUCGUGGGGGACGAUAUUGGGUUCGCCUCCGGAAAUGUGUCCUAGUAUGGCGAUGGUCGGGUUGCCUUCGUCUUUAGGGGUUUUGAGUGAUGAUGAUGCAAAGAAUUUGAGAGUUCAUUUGAGAGAUCGGUUUAACAUUGAAGUUCCUAUACAUUAUCAGCCGUUGAAAGACGCGGAGGUUGGACCGAGGGAUGAAAGUUCUGGUUUUAUAACAGGGUAUGCUAGGAUUUCUCAUCAGGUUUACAACACGGUUGAUGAUUAUCUCAAGUUUAGGGAUGCGGUCAACCAGCUUUUGCAGGAUGGUUUUAAAUGCAAAAUGCUGAGUUCCAGAGAUUAAUAAUAAAAUCUGUAUGUUAACAUCCUUCCUUCUUUUUCAUGUUUUUGAUUCCAGAAGAAAGAACAUAAGUCAUAAAGUUUGUGAUAUAUUAUGUAGAAUAUGUGCUCUGCACCGAGUUGUUUGUACGAGGAUGCUAGUGUUUUGUACAACAACGAUGUUUUUUACAUGAUAUUAAUCUCAAAGGCCCGGGCUUUUUCUAAUAUA
Helianthus annuus (common sunflower) is the source of this 1662-nucleotide messenger RNA. Its product is annotated as L-cysteine desulfhydrase. The record is from RefSeq and is a predicted model, not a curated record. The coding region runs from base 82 to 1458 and encodes 458 amino acids. Lineage: Eukaryota; Viridiplantae; Streptophyta; Magnoliopsida; Asterales; Asteraceae. The transcript has a single exon.